UCUCGUUUCGUUGUAUUCAGAUCUAUUUUGUCCUUGCUGAGCUCCUUUACUCAAAACUAACGCAAUCUCAGGCCUUAUUUCCUAGAGUGAUUUUUACUGCGACGUUAUUACAGUUAAAUAUUUUAUCCAUUAUUAAAAGUGGCCAGUCAGCCCGUGCUUUGACUGGUAAAUGUCGAAAUGAACGUGUGUGAAAGAUCAGUGGGAAUAGUGCGUCGCUGCUCAAAGCCUGUAAGUCGGUGCUUCCAUGAGUGACGGCGUUGUUUAAAUGCAUGACGUCUAAAUUUAGCUGUGUGCAACGUGAUAAUGUUACAGGGCUUAUAUGCCAUUUGGCCGGACACUAUCUUUACUAUUAUUAACCUUUUAAGUAUGUGUUUUGAUCGGCACCAGUCUGAGACGCUGUUUUGACAGUAGGCGGAGUCACAGGAGUCUUUGGCCCUCUUCUCGCAGGUAGCAUGCGUAAAGGAGCUACAGCAAAACAAACGUGUGAGGAGAAAUGCAAGGCUGUUUAGAUUGUAGGUGUGUUUGUGGGAUGCCUGCAUGGUCUUACUCAGCCUGUCUCUUGAAUUAUGAGCUUACGGAUUAAGUGCUAUACUGUUUUAGUAUUUCUGAAGAAGAGUCACCUGCUAAGAUAAAAGACUGUGGAGCAGAAAUUGCUCUUUAUUAACAGCACUUGUGGUCAGACUACAGUACAGUCAGGUUGACCGGUAAGAAGGUUAAAGUUGAUUUACUGUAGGAGGUAUUGGUGUUUUGAUUUUGGAGCCCACCUUCAGCUCUCGCAUCAUCGUUCAUUGCACCAGUUGACAAGUUUAAAACAACUAAUCCUGGCUGAAUUAAAGUGGUCCCCUUGGCUUUUGGCUAUUUGUUUCUGUUUAUCCCUCUUUUCGGCUUGGAGACUUGGAUGCGGAUUUGAAACAUGAUUAAGAUUAUGGGUUGAGAUUUUGGUGGUGGAUUUUAGGGAAAGCCAUCUGUUUUAUUUACCAUUGCUGUUUCUGCAUUAUCUCUCUGUUUGGCUGAAGAGAAGUUGGGAGUCGGAGUUUCCUUCUUGCUCAGGAUAUAUGAGGAAGUUCUGGUCACAUUGAUACAGUAGCAUGCGGCACAGUUACUCAUUUGCCUGUUUAUUAGGUACACCUCGCUAAAACUGUCCUGCAAUAAAUCCUCCCUUCAUGAAGGUUAUAAUGUUUAGUUUUUGAUUAAACUGUUUCUGAGAGGCAGUGUUUCAACUUUUUCAUUUUGGAAGCUGUAGUUUGUUGUGCUGUUGAAUUGUAUUACGUUUUACAGAGAAGUGUUUCUAUUAUUAUUUACUGUACACCUCUGCAAUAUUCUACAGCAGUUAUUUACACUGCAUUAGUUUUAGCUAGGUGUACCUUAUAAACUGGCAACUGAAUGUAUUAUGGUAGCAGUGUUUGCACAGCUUGUUUACAUAAUGCCGGUUCCACUAUGAGAAGCUCAGCCCUCACACCAGUUGUUUCCCGCCCAUUGCCUAAAACUCAGCCCCACCCAUUGCUGUUUUACUUGUUUCAUAAUACUGCUCUUUCUGUGUGUGGAGCUUAACCAAGAAGUCACUGUUGGAGUUAGCUGUCCUGGUGAGGAGUCUGCCCAAUACAACGGGAGAGAGGAUCGUCAUUCUCUGUGUCCUGUCUCUACCGGCCAUUCGGUUGCUGCCUGUUUUCCAUCUGGAGGAGAAGAGACGAGUCAUUCUUUACAGCUUCCCCCUUGUCCGUAGCCUCCGUCAAACAACCAGCCAGAGCCAACAUGCGGGAAGAGUCUGAACAAAGAAGAAUGACCAUGGAUUUUUCCCAACUGCACACAUAUACGCCUCCACAGUGUGCCCCAGAGAACACCGGCUAUACCUACUCUCUCAGCUCCAGCUACUCCACGGCAGCAUUAGAGUUUGAGAAGGCGCACCAGAUUGGCGCUGUGUACGAGUCGCCCAGGAUGUCACGGCGGAGCCUGCGUCUACAGACCAGUGCCGGUCACUAUGGCAACGAGAGCCUGGCUGAUUACUCCCAGAACCGCAACAGCUACACGAGCACCAGGAGAGAGUCACGGACGGUGCGGAGCAGAAAGCAGCAGUCCGGUUCCAGCAACCUGUCUUUAUCCCUGAGCCAAGCCGCCACGCCGAGGAAAACCCUCUCCUUCUCUGCUGUUAAUACACCGGUUAACAGCAGCAGCAGCUGCGUCACUCAGGAAAGCAACACAGCGUCUGAUGCCUCUUUGCUCACCUCCAUCAUGGAUCAGCCCGAUCUGAGACAGCGCACCAUCACCACAACCACAACCACCACUUCUGUGGAUGGACACUGGGGGAGGAGCUCCGGUGCCGAACACAGUUCAUCAAGUGUCAACGGCGAUACCAGUGCGUCAAAGUCCCACACCUCGCUUGCCAACGGUUACAUCUGCAAAGACUGCUCUUUUCACUCUCAGAAGAUGGACUCCAUUAUCACACGGUCGUCAUCAUCUUCAUCGUCAUCAUCUCAGGCUGCAGAAGCUUGCUCGGACGCCCUCUUCUCCUCCUCCACCACCUCGUCACCAUUCACAAGCAUAUACUCCAGGGACAGGAGUCGAAGGAACAAGACAGGUGUCCUGGUGUCUAUGACUAACACAUGUAUACGCUACAGCAAGCGAGCCCUGGCCCCCAUAGUGUCCUUAGUCAGCCUGCUCUUCAACAGUGUGCUCUGGCUUGGCUCGAGGGCCAAGAGCUCUCCAGGAAAAGGUGUCCUUGCUUCGUUUUCGGACUUGAUGAGACGAGCAGUGUCCUCCAGUAUGUCCCAACUUUGGCUGUUUAAGGAGACCACUCUCCACAGGGUGAUGGGCAGCAGGGCUAACGGCUAUGAAGGACAAGCUCACUCAAGUUUCUGUGGAAGCAUGAAUGUGAAGGGCCUGGUGACUGAAGAUGCUUCACAUCUUAAUCUCAAUGGUUCCCUGUGCGAUGACUGUAAAGGGAAGCAGCAUUCUGAGACAAACACCGUCCUCCUCACACAGUCCUCCAGGCCUCAGCGCCUGGUGGGGGCACUGUGGAGCGUCCUAGCUUACACAGGUUACUGCCUCCUCCAGCCAGGUUACUGUGCGGCGAGAGCAGGCAAAGCGUUGGUAACAGGGGCUGGGACAGUGGUGCAGAGACUGCUCUCGUUGUUGUGGAUGCUUGUAGCAGCUCCAGUCAAGGCAGGCAGGGGGGUUCUGUUGUUUCUUGCAACAGGAUGGUACCAGCUGGUGUGUCUCAUGUCUCUGCUCAACGUCUUCUUUCUGACACGAUGCCUUCCCAAACUCUGGAGGCUCCUGCUGCUCCUUCUGCCCUUUUUGCUCCUCCUCGCUUUAUGGUGGUGGGGUCCGUCCACUGCUGCCCUGCUUGCCUACCUUCCAGCAUUGAACCUAACCGAGUGGCGUCCUGCGUCUCCCUUCACCCUCCUGUCUAACUUGGUGCCAGCUUCUGCUCCAGUUCCUGCGUCUGUCCCCGUCGCUCCGCCAGAAACUCCGGUGGAGCAAACCCCAGCCACCCCAGUGUCACAGGCACCAUCGGUGCUUCCCCCUGUGGUGGUCUCUGGUGUGGACUUAGAAAGACUGGAACGAGUGGAGCGACAGCUAGCCUUGCUCUGGGAACAAGUCCAGCAGGGUGACCGAAAGCAGGAGCAGCGACACGGAGACAUUUUGGGUCUCUACAGUACCCUGAAGGAGCAUCUCCACACUCAGACCGACAGGGAGAGCCUGGGACUGUGGGUGUCCUCCCUGCUGGAGCAGAGACUGGGCGUUUUGCGGGGAGAGCUAGAGCAGGAGAACGCACACAGAGCACAGAGUGCAGAGCAGCAGAAACAGCACCAAGAGAGUCAGGCAACACGGCUGGCUGAUUUAGAAUUGCUGCUGAGCACUCUGGCUGCCAAAACUGAGGAGGUGCAACAGAAGCAACAGCAUUAUGAGCACGAGAAGCAGGAAAAAGAGAAGGAGGUUGUCACCUCAGCGGCAGACACAGUUCCUGUCAGUGUGGGUGUGAAGCAGGAGGACCAUGAUGCUCUGCUAGUGGAGGUGCAGAGACUUGAGGCGGAGCUGGGCAGAAUCAGACAGGAUCUGCAGGGUGUUGUGGGAUGCAAGGGCAAGUGUGAGCAGCUGGAAACACUGCAGGAGACAAUAUCAGCACAGGUGUCGUCCCAGGUCCGUAAGGAGUUGCAGGCUCUGUUCUUCGGCAGUGGUGGGUCAGGAGAGGCGCAGGGAGAGGUGCCCGAGUCGCUGAUCCACUGGCUGUCCCAGCGCUAUGUGAGCACACCCGACCUGCAGGCGUUGCUGGCCUCACUGGAGAUGAGCAUCCUGAGAAAUGUGUCCAUGCAGAUGGAGCUUAACCGGGCCCAAACCCUGGGUGAGGUAGAGUCCCAAGCCAAGACCAUCGUUCAGACAGUAACCGGGACUGUCCAGCACUCUGUUGCUGCUGAGGGACUGACAGAAGAGCAAGUGAAGCUGAUUGUCCAAAACGCUUUAAGGCUCUACUCCCAGGAUCGAACAGGCCAGGUGGACUACGCCCUGGAGUCUGGAGGGGGAAGCAUCCUUAGCACUCGCUGCUCUGAGACAUACGAGACCAAGACGGCCCUCAUGAGUCUGUUUGGCCUGCCACUCUGGUACUUCUCCCAGUCGCCACGUGUUGUAAUCCAGCCUGAUGUGUACCCAGGUAACUGCUGGGCAUUCAAAGGCUCUCAGGGCUACUUGGUGAUCCGGUUGUCCCUGAGGAUCCUGCCCACGUCCUUCUGCGUGGAGCACAUCCCCAAGGCCCUGUCCCCAACUGGAAACAUCACCAGCGCCCCACAGAACUUCACUGUUUUUGGUCUAGAUGAUGAGUACCAGGAAGAAGGGAAGUUGCUGGGGAACUACGUAUACCAGGAAGAUGGGGAGUCACUGCAAACCUUUCCUGUUAUGGAGCAGAAUGACAAGACCUUCCAGAUCAUUGAGGUGCGGGUGCUGUCUAACUGGGGUCAUCCAGAAUACACCUGCAUGUACCGCUUCAGAGUCCACGGACUCCCUCGGCCUCAGUGAACCAACCACUACCACAUGCUCAAAUACAACAUAUCACUUGUACAUAGCUAUCGCCAACCUAAAAACGGAGGGGACUCAGCAGUACUUAGUGGACGUUUUUGUAUGAAAGACACAAAGAACAGAGAAGUUGUGGAUUGUUAAAGCAAUGUGCCCGGGACUGAAUCAUGAACAUGUGUUUUGUAAUAUUGAAAGAGUCAGAGGAACGUUUGUAUGGGGACUUAAUGAUCGCAGAAGAGGAAUAGAACCACGGAAGAAGCUAAAACUCCCAGUCCUCUUUUUGUAAAAAGGUCUCUUGCACUGAAUCAGCCCGUGAGGGGCCGCAGGCUCCACUGAGCGGAUAAAUCCACCCAACUCUUGGCACCUUCCACUUCUGCAGGGAGGUGGACGCUUGAAAUGGGGGAUUACAGACUCAUCUCUUCCAUUUCCUCUUACACCAAUUUGUCUGAUUUGGUUUCUGUUCUUAAUCAUCUGUAUUUAUCUUUGAUUUCCUGUUAGUCUCAUAUUUUCAGGAUCAAAGCCACUGUACCUUUUGCCUGCGAUGCUGUCCAGGCAUGUCACUCCCUUUUGUUGCUGUCACAUCUCUGCAAUGACUUUAACUGGGCAGCCUGCAGGACUGGACCACACUCACACGAAAGGUUCACUACAUUCAAGGCUUGGCAUCAUUUUUCCACACAGCAUUACUAAGAUUUUCUUUUUUGGAACUGAACAUGCUGGACAGGCUUUGAAUGUUUUCUUAUGUGGAGGCUUAACGCAAGUCAUUCUUUAACUUCACAGCAACACUAUAUAGUAUGAAUAUUAGGAGGCUCUUCACUGUGUACAUUAGACAACACGUGUGUGGUUAUGGAUGGACUCCAGGAUUGAUUCUAGCAUGUGACUCUUCCCGAACCAUACCCUUAACUUUUACAUGCACCAUAGAUUUUACAUGAGUGUGUCCUCUCUGAAGGUUUGAGUCUGUGCCUGGAUCUCAAAUUACCAAUCAAUGUUGAACGCUAAAUAAUAUAACUACACCUGUAGACAAGAGUGUGAUUUUUUUCCUUUCUGUUUUUAUCAAGAGGGGGACUCUGUGUCUCCCUCUAGCUCAGUAAUAAACGUCCUCCUCACAUGGGCUCCCUCUAUUCUGAAACCCUAAAGGAAUGUAAUCUGUAUAUUUCAUUGUUGAAAGUUGGUCCUUUAUAAAAUCUGCUUUUAUCAGUGUUGCUUUAUAAAAAAAAUCAUCUUGUUAUUAUUGUAUUACUACCAUUAUUUCUACAUUGUGGUGUUUUUUUGUUUUGGUUUGAUAAUGUCAGGAUGCACUGCAACAACUUGUUAAGAGAAAUGUUUGUGGCACAGGUCUUCACAGUUUGUUUUAAAAUGGGUGUGUGUGUAGUCAUCAACUUUGAUUGCAAAUAUGGGUAAGUCUAAAAUGCUAUGUAUAGAAAAAAUGUUUUGUUCACUAUCUUAUUUAUUAACAAGUCAGUUAGUGACGGCAAUAUAUGAGUUACUGCAAUGUAUAUUUUGUCAAAAGCUGUUCAGUGCAUUUUGGAACCAUCUUGGGACUUUUUUUUAAAGAUAAAUGGCUAUUUUUGUUCAGUCAUGAGAUGACUUAACUGCUUUGGAAUAUAUUCCAAUAAAGACUUUAAUUUUGAAGAA
Molecule: messenger RNA, 6639 nt
Organism: Micropterus salmoides (largemouth bass)
Lineage: Eukaryota; Metazoa; Chordata; Actinopteri; Centrarchiformes; Centrarchidae
Gene: sun1
Product: Sad1 and UNC84 domain containing 1
Exons: 23
Coding region: 1753-5010 (1085 amino acids)
Biological process (GO): nuclear envelope organization
Cellular component (GO): nuclear envelope; meiotic nuclear membrane microtubule tethering complex
Molecular function (GO): protein-membrane adaptor activity
Source: RefSeq, a predicted model, not a curated record